CACUCGCUGUGGAGGGACGGAGGCAGGCGGCGCUGGCAGUCAUCUCGCACGGCGCCUUCCCGCAGCCUGCACCCGGCUGCCGCCGGCUCUGAGGCCAUGCUGCGGGCGUGUCACCGAGCGGGGUUCGCCGUGGCCGCACAGAGCAGCCGGUGUGGGAGAGCAGCGCCGCGCCCGGCACGGCUGCCCCGCGGCUACGCCACACACUCAGGAGAGUCUGGGCUGUCGGUGGGCAGGGUCGUCGGCGCGGGGCUGCUGCUGCUGGGCGGCGGCGCGGGCGGCACGCUGCUCUAUGCCAGCUACGACCCCGGCUUCCGCGACGGCGUGGAGAAGGCUCUGCCCUACUCCCAGAGGCUCUUCGAGGUGGCCCUCGGCCCCGCGGCCCCCAGCGCCCCGCAGGGUGCCCCCCAGCCCCGGAGACCGGUGCAGCACGGGCCGCUGAAGAUCUCUUCUGUAGAAGAAGUAAUGAAGGAGUCUAAACAGCCUGCUACCAAAUCCCAGCUGAGCAAGCCAGAAGCUGCUGCUCCUCCAGAGGACAAAGAAGCAGGCAAGGAGGCAGCACAGAUCCUCUCCGCCACGGGGGUGGCCGUGUCGGUGCCGGCGCCGGGGACAGAGCCUGCAGAAGGCCAAGAGCAGGAGGGGCCCCAUGCCAUCAGGGAGCGGCCCCCGGAGGAGGUGGCAGCCCGGCUGGCCCAGCAGGACAAGGAGGAGCAGGAGAAGGUUGCUGCCCUUGCAGCAGCCCUAGAAGGAGCCCUCAGCACCACAGCUCGCAUCACCCUUCAGGCCAUCACUGCCCAGGAGUCUGCUGUGCAGGCAGUGAAUGCCCAUUCCCAGAUACUGAAGGAGGCCAUGGACAGUUCUGAGGACGCUGGGGACAAGAAGUCCUCGCAGUGGCGCACGCUGGAGGAGGCCCUGAAGGAUCGCAGGAGAGCAGUGGAUGAGGCUGCUGAUUCCCUUCUGAAAGCCAAAGAGGAGCUGGAGAAGACAAAAGGAGUCAUUGAGAAUGCCAAGAAGUCUCAGCUGGCAGGAGCCAAGCCUCACAUUGCAGCUGCAGAGGAGAAUCUUCACCACAUGCUCGUUGACUUGGACAACGUUGUGAAGAAGGUGCAGGCAGCCCAGGCUGAGGCUAAGAUCGUGGCUCAGUACCACGAGCUGGUGGCCAAGGCUCGGGAGGAGUUCCAGCGGGAGCUUGACAGCAUCACUCCCGACCUGCAGUCUGGCUGGAAGGGGCUCAAGAUAACUGACCUAGCCGGGCAGCUGUCCCCGGACGACCUGAGCUCGCUGGUGGCCCAUGCCCACCGGCGCAUCGAGCAGCUGAGCCGGCAGCUGGCGGAGCAGCAGGUGCGGCAGCAGCAGCGUGUGGAGGCCGCCCUGCAGCAGCAGAAGCUGGAGGACAGGAAGGCCCUGGAGGCGGCGGUGGCCAAGGCGCUGGAGCACCACCGCAGCCAGAUCGACUUGGAGCAGGAGAAGAAGGUUGAGGAGGUGCGAGAGGUGAUGGAGAACGAGAUGCGGACGCAGCUGCGGCGCCAGGCUGCUGCCCACACUGACCACCUGCGGGACGUCCUCAAGGUCCAGGAGCAGGAGCUGAAGGUGGAGUUUGAGCAGAACCUCUCUGAGAAGCUGAGUGAACAGGAGGUGCAGUUCAGACGCCUCACGCAGGAGCAGCUGGACAACUUCACCCUGGACAUCAACACAGCCUACGCCCGGCUGAAGGGCAUCGAGCAGGCCGUGGAGAGUCAUGCAGUAGCAGAGGAGGAAGCCAGGAAGGCUCAUCAGCUGUGGCUCUCCGUUGAGGCCCUCAAGUACUGCAUGAAGACAGGCUCCGGGGACAGCCCCACGGAGCCGCUGGGGGGCGCGGUGAAGGCCAUCCAGGCCAGCUGCAAGAACGCCUUCACAGAGACCCUGACGGGGGCGCUGCCGCCGCAGUCGCUGACGCGGGGCGUGUACAGCGAGGAGGCGCUGCGGGCUCGCUUCCACAGCGUGCAGAAGCUGGCCAGGAGGGUGGCCAUGAUCGACGAGACCAGGAACAGCCUCUACCAGUACUUCCUCUCCUACCUGCAGUCCCUGCUCCUCUUUCACCCGCAGCAGCUGAAGCCCCCUGCUGAGCUGGGCCCUGCCGACCUCGACACCUUUAAGCUGCUGUCUUAUGCCUCCUACUGCAUCGAGCGCGGGGACCUGGAGCUGGCGGCCAAGUUUGUCAACCAGCUGCGGGGGGAGUCCAGGAGGGUGGCCCAGGACUGGCUGAGCGAGGCGAGGGUGACCCUGGAAACCAAGCAGGUGGUGGAGAUCCUGACGGCCUACGCCAGCGCCGUGGGGCUGGGCACGACGCAGGUGCAGUGAGCCAGGCCUGCAGCCCAGGGGGCGCUCAGCUCCCAGCCCUGCUCCCCAGCAGCUGCCGCCCAGGCUGCUGGCGGCACUGGCUCAGAGCCGGGCUGCAGCCCCGGUGCCUUGCGCUGCGUCUGACUCCGACGGCUGUGUUUGCACUGGGUGUGAGCUACCCUGGCAGGCAGCUCCAGGAAGCUUCUCUGCAGGUUGUGUAACAGUUUUGUCUCCCCACGGUACCAGGCAGGCUACUGUGACCCAACCGAAACAAUGUUUGUCUCCUGCCAUUCAUUUGCCACUUUGUCAGCUGAAUAAACCAGAACUUCACCCUCUCUGCUGCUGGCCUCCU
Molecule: messenger RNA, 2668 nt
Organism: Dryobates pubescens (Downy woodpecker)
Lineage: Eukaryota; Metazoa; Chordata; Aves; Piciformes; Picidae
Gene: IMMT
Product: inner membrane mitochondrial protein
Exons: 15
Coding region: 97-2337 (746 amino acids)
Biological process (GO): cristae formation
Cellular component (GO): MICOS complex
Source: RefSeq, a predicted model, not a curated record